AUGUCUUCUGUAUCUGAACCAGCCGCGCCCUCAAUCCGCACAGCGAUCCCUGGACCUGAUACGCACAGAAUCAAAGAGGAUUUAGAUGCUGUUAUUGAUGCCCGCACUGUGCAAAUGGUCAUCAAUUAUGACCAAAGCUUCGGAAACUACAUCACCGACGUUGAUGGCAACACCUAUCUUGACGUAUAUGCGCAAAUUGCCUCUAUUCCUGUCGGAUACAACAACACUACUUUGAUAAAGGCCGCACAGUCAUCAGAUAUUGUCUCUGCCCUGGUCAACCGCCCGGCUGUUGGAAAUUUCCCUUCCCGCCAAUGGCUUGCUCUAUUGCGCGAUGGUUUGAUGCGGGCAGCGCCUCCUGGAUGCACACAGGUGUUCCCAGCGCAAUCUGGGUCUGAGGCCAAUGACCUCGCUUUCAAGGCGGCUUUCAUGGCCUAUCGUCGGCAGCAACGCGCCGGCAGCCCUUGGACCGAGUAUGAGCAGGCGACAGCAAUGAAAAAUCAGGCUCCUGGCUCUCCAGAUCUGGCUAUUCUCAGCUUCCGGAACUCCUUCCAUGGUCGCAGCUUUGGCAGUUUGUCCACCACCCGUUCUAAGCCCAUCCACAAGGUAGAUAUUCCCGCUUUCAAGUGGCCCCACGCCACUUUCCCCCAGCUUAGAUAUCCCUUGGAAGACUACGUUCAGGAGAAUGCACGGGAAGAGGAGCGCUGCCUACAAGAGGUUGAGAACAUCAUUUCUUCAUGGCACUGCCCUGUGGCUGGUAUCAUUGUUGAGCCCAUUCAAAGCGAAGGAGGCGACAACCAUGCCUCACCAGACUUUUUCCAGAAGCUUCAGGCUAUCACUAAGAAACACGGUAUCACCUUGAUUGUCGACGAGGUCCAGACCGGCUUCGGAGCAACAGGCAAAUUCUGGGCGCAUGAGCACUGGGAGCUGCCUUCCCCGGCGGAUAUUGUUACAUUCUCUAAGAAGGCCCAAACUGCUGGAUACUUCUUCAGCGAUGGUAGCCUUCGCCCCGACAAGGCCUAUCGGCAAUUCAACACAUGGAUGGGAGAUGCCGCCCGAAUUAUCAUCUGCAAUGCCGUCAUUGACGAGAUUCUGAGCAAGAAGCUGGUCGAAAAGACGGCUCAAGUUGGCGCAGUACUCUACGACAGCCUGGCUACUCUGGCAGCCAAGUAUCCCAACAGGAUGCAGAGUCUCCGUGGCAAGGACAAGGGCACCUAUAUUGCCUUUGACACGCCUGACUCAAGCAGCCUACUGAAGAAGAUGCGCGAGUUGGGCAUCAAUAUCGGUAGCUGCGGCGUGCAAACCAUUCGGCUGCGCCCCAUGCUGAUCUUCGAGGAAUCUCAUGUUGCUCCUCUCUUGGCAGCGUUUGAGACUGCUUUUUCGCAGUUGUCAUAA
Messenger RNA from Talaromyces rugulosus, 1392 nucleotides. RefSeq lists its product as uncharacterized. Gene Ontology annotation, cellular component: mitochondrion. The record is from RefSeq and is a predicted model, not a curated record. Lineage: Eukaryota; Fungi; Ascomycota; Eurotiomycetes; Eurotiales; Trichocomaceae. Gene Ontology annotation, biological process: GABA catabolic process. The transcript has 4 exons. The coding region runs from base 1 to 1392 and encodes 463 amino acids. Gene Ontology annotation, molecular function: pyridoxal phosphate binding.